AUGAGCAAUGCCGAGUCGAGCGACGAUAAUAGCUGCAGCCACGGGCACUCGGAUUAUUUCGAACUCGAAGCCUCUUCGCAGUUUCCCCCUCUGCACUUGGGAGGAGCACUGGGGAGAGUUCAGGACCCGGACGGCGAGGAACAAGAGAUUAAGCAUUCGCACACCUUCGGUCAAUCGCAAAUUCUCCACGGCUGUUUCGACACGACCAGAAACAACCAUCCCACCAGCUGCCCUACUCCGCCUUCAGUACGGAAAAAAAUGUCUUUUUCACUCGAACAGGUAGCAUGCGUCUGUGAAGUACUACAACAGUCAGGAGACACAAAUCGUUUAGAAAGUUUCCUGUGGUCUCUCCCAAAAACCGAAGAAUUUCAAUACUGCGAAGCAGUGCUCAGGGCCAAAGCAAUCGUUGCUUUCAAGAAAGAAAGUUACAAAGAAAUGUAUUCUAUACUCGAAAGUCACGCGUUCGGACCGACUCAUCACGAUGAGCUCCAGUUCAUGUGGUUCACCGCUCAUUACAAUGAGGCCGCGAAGUCUCGAGGGAGGAAGCUCGGUGCCGUUGACAAAUAUCGGAUACGACGAAAGUUCCCCCUGCCGAAGACCAUCUGGGAUGGCGAGGAUACGAUAUACUGCUUCAAGGAACGUUCUCGGCAAGCACUGAAAGAGUCGUACAAACUGAACGCAUAUCCAUCGCCAGAUGACAAACGGACGCUGUCGGAGAAGACCGGGCUCUCCCUGACGCAAAUUUCGAAUUGGUUCAAGAACCGCAGACAACGGGAUCGACCUCCAGGGGAAGCGAAGCAGUCCUCGCCACCGGUCGCAGGAUCUCCGAUAAAUUUCUCAUCGCCUCCAAACCCCAUUCAUCCAACCAAUCUGCUGAAUACGAUCAACCCUCAUCUGCACCAUCAUCACCAUCAUCAUCAUCACCAUCACCACAACUCCACCUCGCCGUUAUCGUCGAUAAGUUCGAUGACCUCGUCCAUCAACUCGUCAUUCAAUCCGAUCACCUACCACUUGAACCUUGGAGGCAACCCCACAUCGAACGCGCUUCAGAAAACCAUGUUGUACGAUAACCUGUAUGGAACGAGCUAG
Messenger RNA from Galendromus occidentalis (western predatory mite), 1089 nucleotides. Its product is annotated as homeobox protein SIX1. NCBI's taxonomy places the organism in Eukaryota, Metazoa, Arthropoda, Arachnida, Mesostigmata, Phytoseiidae. Gene Ontology annotation, cellular component: transcription regulator complex; nucleus. Gene Ontology annotation, biological process: regulation of transcription by RNA polymerase II. The transcript has 10 exons. Bases 1 to 1089 code for a protein of 362 amino acids. The record is from RefSeq and is a predicted model, not a curated record. Gene Ontology annotation, molecular function: DNA-binding transcription factor activity, RNA polymerase II-specific; RNA polymerase II cis-regulatory region sequence-specific DNA binding.